Molecule: messenger RNA, 3441 nt
Organism: Parathielavia appendiculata
Lineage: Eukaryota; Fungi; Ascomycota; Sordariomycetes; Sordariales; Chaetomiaceae
Exons: 3
Coding region: 1-3441 (1146 amino acids)
Source: RefSeq, a predicted model, not a curated record
AUGUCUUCGACUUUCACCUUAUACCCGACUGGCCCCGAUACCACCGCAUCCCGCCCGGACCUGCCUGAGCAACCCCGCAACAUCCCACCACAGGACCCUCAAUUCCUCAACCCCUUCUCGCCUCAACCCGGCAGCAGCUCGGCCUCGCCUGCGUGGGACACACAGACGCCCGCGGAGUCGGUGUCCGCUCUGAGCAUCCACUACCAGUCCAGCGAGUUCUCCGAGGUAGACGACCCCUUCUUUGGCAUCGACUUUAACACCGUUGAAGGCGCAUCCCCGUCCUUCUUGGAUGAGAAUAAUCUUGCGUUUAGCGGAAACGAACUACUCGCGGACAACCCUGGCGUCCAAGUUCCGCCCCCUACCACACAGCAUGUGCACCAGCCAGCACCUUGCCUGCCGCUGACCCCGGAGAAGAGCCCCUCGUUGCCAGGCGGAUCCCCUAACGGACAGACAAGAGAAGACGCGUCAACAAGGGGUGUAUUUCCAGGCUUUGCCCGGGUUUCAAUUGCGCCCAAGGACUUGUCGCUCUCCCCCGACCCAUCUUCGGCGCCGAUUGCCAAGCACCCGUUUUCUCAGCUGACGCCGAGGACCAGUAACGACAGCGCUGAAUCCAGCGACGACGGUCUCGCCCCGGUUGCCGCCAUGCGAAGCCCCCGAGUUACAAUCUCCCACUGGGAUAGUGACAAUGUCGGUAGAUCUCCCGCGUUCCAUGCCCAGGACGCCCAGAGUCACAGUGGUCAAGGCUUAACGGCGGCUCGUGACGGCACCGGUCGUUGGAUUCCAGAUCAAGUUACCGGGCAGGGUGGUCUCGAUCCAUCUGCUCGUCCCCACGCCGAAGUCGAUAGCAUCAACGACUUGGCAGCGCAGCGAGGGGUCGAGGAGCGGAACCAGGGUGUCAGUGAGUGGCUGGAGAGAUCGGCACCCUUGGCAGAGCCCACUCGCCAGCUUCACCAGCAGCCCGCAGAAGUGCCGAAUGAUGGAGAUGACAACAUCCCCGCGCGAGAGAUUGCCCUGGGAAACAUGACCGAAAACAAACCCGUUCCUGGCCAGACAUACUACGUUGAGACGGGCGGUCCGCUCACCCGCGAAGACCUGGAGCUUAUGCGCCGGGGCCGCAAUUGGGACGACGCUCCCCUUGCCUUUUCAAUCUCGCAGCCGGACUCUGCAGCCUAUCAGCCUCAAACCUCUCAAGCCGCCAUAGAGCGGUACCAGCGGAUGUGCCGGGACAAUGAUUCGAUUGUGUCGAGGACGGCAACCUGGGGAACCCGGCGGUUCAGCAUGCCCAGCAUGGUUGACACUGAUGUCCAAGUCGCCGGCAACCUCCUCAAGAAGCUCUCUCUCAACCGGGGAGAGGGCCGGCGGCCAAGCAUUCUGGAAGGGCUUCGCGGCCUCGCCAGGAAAGCAAGCGUCAAUUCGAGCAAGCGCAAUCGCGUUGAACCGGACGAUGCUAGCUCCUUGAAGACGGAAUCUUCUAUGGAGCGGAAGGAGAACCAGGCCAAGCUCGCACCCCCUAGCCCCAAGCCCGGAUGGUCCAGGAAACAGAGCGUUCCAAGCAUCAACACCGCAUUCGUGGAUGUUGGAAAUAAGGUGGCGUCUAUUGGCGUUACCCACGCCCGAACCGGUUCCGUCAGUGCGACACCCAUCACCUCGCCUCGCAGCCCGAGUGGCCUGGGAUUGACCGUCAAGAAGCCCUUGAAUCGUCUUCGGAGCAAGUCCGAGACCUCCGGCAUUAUUGGCCUGUGGAAGAAGGCUGGCGGCCCGCCCGUGUCGAACUUGGGAAACACCAAAGUGAAUGCGGCCGAGGCUGAUGACGACGAGGAUGAGGACGAUGAUCUAUACGAGGAUGGAGACAUGAAAUCCGAGGCGGCGACGAAGUUCAUCGACGACAUCACGCCAAAUUUUGCUGGCUUCCAGCAGCACGUCCUCAAGCUAAACCCUUUCCUGAGCACGACCAACAAUUACCUGGUCGACCGCAUUGCCUACCAGCAAUGCGCCCGCUACAAGGCCCUCCUCAACCUCAGGGUGAAACAUCUGCAGGCAGUUGCCGCCAGAAACUGCUCUUGUGGCUCUACGUGUAUUGCGCUGGGCGGCAGCGCCAACGUCCUGGAUUCGAAAGGUGAUCAGCGGGGGCUCGAUCCGCUCUCCGGAUCGGAUGGAGACAUCACUCCGCUGGAAGGGGCCAUCAACCACGACAGUUUCCCUCAGGAUAUCCCAAUGCCACCGACAAGUUCAUUGCCAGCCGAGUUCGAGUGCCAACUGUGCUUUGUAGCGAAGAAGUUCCAGAAGCCGUCGGAUUGGACCAAGCACGUGCAUGAGGACGUCCAACCGUUCACCUGCACCUGGGAGCGCUGCAAGGAGCCCAAGAUGUUCAAGAGGAAAGCUGACUGGGUCCGCCACGAAAACGAAGGGCACCGUCACCUAGAAUGGUGGACCUGCGAUGUCGACGACUGCCGGCACAAGUGUUACCGCCGUGACAAUUUCCUCCAGCACCUCGUCCGCGAGCACAAGUUCAUCGAACCCAAGGUCAAGACGAAAGCUGCCAUCAAGCGCGCAGGAGCUGUUGACCCGACCUGGGCGAAGGUAGAGCAGUGCCACCAGGAAACUGCCGAGUUGCCUCAGAAUGAGCCCUGCCGGUUCUGUGGCAAGACCUUCCCGUCGUGGAAGAAGCUGACUGUCCACCUUGCGAAGCACAUGGAGCACAUCAGCCUGCCCGUCCUCAAACUGGUAGCCAAGAAGGAACUCGACGAGGACACCAUCAUCAGCCCUGUCCAGGAGCCUCCUCCACGGUCCUUCCCGACCACUUUCCCGAUGCAGUCUGAGCAACACCCCUUUGGCCCGUCACCGACCGUGCCCCAGGGCCCGAUGGCCCGGCAACCCGGGCCCAUGACCUACCCUCACCAACACCAGCCCCAGCCGCUGGGCAUGUACCCUAUCCCUCCUCCACAGAGCUUUACCACCGGUUUCUAUAGCUCCAACUACGACGACCUCAGCAUGGCUCAAGCCCAAAUCGACAUGCAACAGCCCAUCCCCCACCACCAACACCAACACUACCAGCACCCGCAGCAUCCGCACCAGCACCAACAUCACGCCUUCCAGAGUUUCAACCCUCAAGCCACCGCCUUCCCAGCCCUGCCCGCCACCUCAGCAGCAGCGACUACCGCGUACAUGCCCGCGCCGCUACAGGCGAGUCCCGUGACGAGUCCGUACUUGACCAUGGCGCAGGAUAUCGAGCCCUUCCCUGCUCUCAGCAUGGAUGCGCUGGGACUGGGGCUGCAGGAUCCGGUUCCCAGUGCUCCUAGUGGUCCGCAGGCAGCAGGCGCGGCACAGAUGGGGUAUCUUGUCGGGCAGGACAACAGGCCGUUUACGCCGCAGGGGUCGGUAUCGCCUUAUGGGCACUCGCCGAAUAUGUCGUCGGCGGCGGGCGGUGGGUUCUAUCACUGA